AUCUGCGGCGGCCGAUGUGCUGGCUGUAAAAACAAGGCAGGUCGGGGCGUCAGCUGGCGAUCCCUGGGUGUUGUUAUCUGUGUGGGUGUGCGGAGCGGGUUCGAAGCCAGCCAGAAAUUCUGUUGAAGAAUAUGAAGAAAACCCAAGAAAGUUUGUGCAACAAAGAAAGAGAAUUUGUAUACAAAUUCAAAGUAGGCACUGAGUGCUUAGAAGUGAGGGUGCCCCUCAGGUUUCCUGCCCAAGAGAAUGCCAGUCACUUGCAUGGGCGUCUGAUGCUGCUGCACAAUUUGCCUUGUUUUAUAGAAAAUGACUUGAAGGAGGCUCUGAGCCGGUUCAUAGAAGAGGAGACCCUGCGGGACUGUGACAGAGACGCCGAAGCCUCCCUGGACGCCGUGGCGUCAGGCCAGGCCGACCUGCAUCAGCUGGCGAGCGCGUGGGCCAAGGCGUACGCAGAGACCACCUUAGAGCACGCGAGGCCCGAGGAGCCAAGCUGGGACGAAGACUUUGCAGACGUGUACCACGACCUGAUCCACUCGCCGGCUUCUGAGACGCUCCUGAAUCUGGAACAUAAUUAUUUUGUUAGCAUCUCGGAACUGAUUGGGGAAAGAGAUGUGGAGCUGAAGAAAUUACGAGAGAGACAAGGGAUUGAAAUGGAAAAGGUGAUGCAGGAGCUGGGAAAGUCACUCACAGAUCAAGAUGUAAACUCACUGGCUGCCCAGCACUUUGAAUCCCAGCAGGACUUAGAGAAUAAAUGGGCAAAUGAACUGAAGCAGUCAACAGCCAUCCAAAAACAAGAGUAUCAAGAAUGGGUGAUAAAACUUCACCAGGACCUGAAAAACCCUAACAACAGCUCCCUCAGUGAAGAAAUUAAAGUUCAGCCAAGUCAGUUCAGAGAAUCUGUAGAUGCAAUUGGAAGGAUUUAUGAGGAACAAAGGAAGUUAGAAGAAAGUUUUACCAUUCACUUAGGAGCCCAGCUGAAGACCAUGCAUAACCUGAGGUUGCUGAGGGCGGACACGCUCGACUUCUGCAAGCAUAAGAGAAGCCAUCGGAGCGGCGUGAAGCUGCAUCGGCUGCAGACGGCGCUCUCUCUCUACUCCACGUCCCUCUGUGGCCUGGUGCUGCUGGUGGAUAACCGCAUUAACUCAUACAGCGGGGUUAAGAGAGAUUUUGCCACCGUUUGCCAAGAAUGCACAGAUUUCCACUUUCCACGAAUUGAAGAGCAGCUGGAAGUUGUCCAGCAGGUGGCGCUCUACGCAAGGACCCAGCGCAGGAGCAAAGCGAAGGAAGCACAGGAUUCUGGAAACCAAAAUGGAGGAAGUGAUGAUAAAUCAAAGAACACUGAGAGAAACUAUUUAAAUAUCUUACCUGGCGAGUUUUACAUCACGCGGCAUUCUAAUCUCUCAGAAAUCCACGUUGCCUUCCAUCUGUGUGUGGACGACAACGUGAAGUCAGGAAAUAUCACUGCUCGUGAUCCUGCCAUCAUGGGACUCAGAAAUAUUCUCAAGGUUUGCUGCACCCACGACAUCACAACAAUAAGCAUUCCUCUGCUGCUGGUGCAUGACAUGUCGGAGGAAAUGACUAUUCCCUGGUGCUUACGGAGAGCAGAGCUGGUGUUUAAGUGUGUCAAAGGUUUCAUGAUGGAAAUGGCUUCAUGGGAUGGAGGAAUUUCUAGGACAGUACAAUUUCUGGUACCACAGAGUAUUUCUGAAGAAAUGUUUUAUCAGCUUAGCAACAUGCUCCCCCAGAUCUUCCGAGUCUCCUCCACACUCACUCUGACAUCCAAGCACUGAGCGUGACGGGUGGAUGGACGCACGGCCGAGAGGAUUGCCGCGCGCUCCAGGAACGGGAGCCGAGCUGGAAUCUGCCCAGCUGAGCACCUGGCAGAACCCGCGACUUCAGCCACAAAUCACGACAUGCUGUGUUUGCUAAUCAUUCCAAAAAUGCCCGUGUGCGGCCGACCGGUGACCAGCCUGGCUCCAGCUGAAGCAUUUCUUCUUCUUUUUCUACUUACUGUCCUGCCGGGGAGUGUUAGUAAGUUAAGGCUUAGCCAGACAUCGCAGACGGACGCGGCCUGUAAGACGCUGUUCGCUACAUUUUCACGAAGGCCUGCGACGUCACCAGAAGCAUGAAUCGUACAAGUACAAGGCUAAUUAUGCAUGUGGAUAAAAUGUUUGUCUGCUUUAUUUGUCUAAUCAAAACUUAAAUACACACUCAAGUCAAAAUUU
Messenger RNA from Jaculus jaculus (lesser Egyptian jerboa), 2225 nucleotides. RefSeq names its product chromosome 23 C12orf4 homolog (gene Ferry3). NCBI's taxonomy places the organism in Eukaryota, Metazoa, Chordata, Mammalia, Rodentia, Dipodidae. The transcript has 14 exons. The record is from RefSeq and is a predicted model, not a curated record. The coding region runs from base 132 to 1790 and encodes 552 amino acids. Gene Ontology annotation, biological process: regulation of mast cell degranulation. Gene Ontology annotation, cellular component: cytoplasm.